This is a messenger RNA of Penicillium angulare, 3633 nucleotides long. It is a transcript of the gene rom2, whose product is annotated as putative Rho guanyl nucleotide exchange factor (Rom2). The record is from RefSeq and is a predicted model, not a curated record. Gene Ontology annotation, biological process: intracellular signal transduction. Bases 1 to 3633 code for a protein of 1210 amino acids. The transcript has 3 exons. Gene Ontology annotation, molecular function: guanyl-nucleotide exchange factor activity. Lineage: Eukaryota; Fungi; Ascomycota; Eurotiomycetes; Eurotiales; Aspergillaceae.
AUGGCGGAUUUGGGGGGCCAGCGUAACCGGAACUACCGGCCAUAUGGCGCGGCCUCGUCCACACAACGAGAUGCUGCGUAUUCCGAUAUCUUUGGAGGUACACCACCGCCAGGUCGCUCGCAGACCAUGACCUCGCAGACUCCCCAACUCCCUCAGGGUCGUGCCCACACCAUGUCGUCGCAAGUGGCGCAGCCUCAAUUCCAUCGGCCGCCGCCCCCGCCAACACGGCAAAUGCCCAACGGAUAUGGACCACCUCCACCCGCACCAGCAAACGGAUACUCCCCGGCGCCAUCUUCAGGAAGCUAUCAAGCUUAUAAUCCAGGAGCUGCGACGAUGUCUUCACAACCACCCCCGCGACCGUACCCGGGCCGCCCCGUGUACCCUCGACCCCAUCGCGUUGACUCCAGACCAGGGCCGACCCCCCAGUACCCGGAUCCUCGAGAUUUCAGUCGCCCAAUGCCUCCUCCUGCGUUAAACUCUGAUGCGGGACGAUCACGGUCGAUGGCCAAAUUGACCGGGCCAUCGUACCCAGCACCCCCCACCCCCAGCAAUUUCAACCAUACAUCGGCGAUUGCUUCUCGUCGGGGACCAUAUCAAGCUGGCGCCCCAACAAUGACUCAACUAGGCCGCCCCGUACCGGAAAGGCAUGCAAAUGAACGUGCCAUGUCUAUGACUUCCUAUGCCUCAGCACCAGAUAACGCCCACAUCAUGAACAGUGGUCGACAGAUUCCCCACCGCCGACCGCCAUCCGGUCAUGAGCAAGCGGUUCCCGCUAGAUUCGAUUCCAUGCCAGCGAAUGUUACUGAAGGAUUCGUAAAUAAUAAUCGCCCGCCUAGUGAUGCUUCAUCACGGUCCCGCACAAUGUCAAUGGCAUCAACUGUCAUGCCAGAUCGCACGAUGAGCGUGCAAAGCCAAUCAACCCAAGUUUCCAAUGGUCAAACCACUUUGGUUUCGAGCAACUCACAGCGUAGGGUGCCUGUGGUUUAUCCUGCUCUACUUUCUCGUGUGGCGGAUGUUUUCCGCGAGAAGGUCACGUUGGGCGAACGCCAAAAGAACGCUCUUUCUUACCAGAACGCCUUCUCUGGUACUGAUGCCGUGGACCUGAUUGGCAAUAUCAUUCGGACAAACGAUCGGAACCUUGCUCUUCUUUUAGGCCGAGCGCUGGAUGCUCAGAAAUUCUUCCACGACGUCACAUAUGAUCAUCGCCUUCGAGAUGCGCCGGGUGAGGUGUAUCAAUUCAAGGAGACCAUGGGAGAAGAGACAAUGAACUCGGAAGUGAAUGGUGUUUUCACGCUCCUAACCGAGUGUUAUUCCCCUACGUGUAAUAGAGACACUCUUUGCUACUCAAUUGCCUGUCCCCGACGAUUGGAACAGCAAGCCAGGUUGAACCUGAAGCCUCAGCCGGUACUGAGAACUUCGGGCAGCAAGGGUAGCCUGCACAUUGACGACGAUGAAGAUAAUGAUAACCAAAAGCUCUGGAUCAACAUGGUUCCGAAGGAAGUUUCCGAUGCCAUCGAUGAUCGCGAGAAGAAACGACAAGAGAUUAUCUUUGAAAUCAUGUAUACUGAACGCGAUUUCGUCAAGGAUCUGGAAUACCUACGAGAUUUCUGGAUGCGUCCGCUGCGUGCUGCCGGCCCCAAUCAAGUUUCCCCCAUCCCAGAACACCGACGCGAAAAAUUUAUCCGAACUGUGUUUGGAAACUGCUUGGAGGUGCUGAAGGUCAAUGGUGGCCUCUGUGAGGCACUGAACACACGGCAAAAAGAAAGUCAAGUUGUGCAGACCGUGGGUGAUAUUUUCCUUCAACAUGUACCACGAUUUGAUCCUUUUAUCAAGUAUGGUGCCAACCAACUUUACGGAAAGUACGAGUUCGAAAAGGAGAAAGCGUCAAACCAGUCUUUUAGCAAAUUUGUGGACGAUACAGAGCGUUUAAAGGAGUCUCGAAAGCUGGAGCUGAAUGGUUACCUAACUAAGCCUACAACUCGUUUGGCCCGGUACCCACUUCUUCUCGAAUCAGUCCUGAAGCAUACUGCAGACGAUAAUCCGGAUAAAAAGACUAUCCCUGAAGCUGUGAAGAUGAUCAAGAGCUUCUUGUCUCGUGUCAAUACCGAAAGUGGAAAGGCUGAGAACCACUUCAACUUGGUUCAGUUGAAUGCUGCUCUGAAGUUUUCACCUGGCGAUUAUGUUGACUUGAAACUUACCGAGGAAAACCGACAAAUGCUCUCGAAAAUGGCCUUUAAGAAGACGACUGCGGAUAGUUCCGAAGUCACAGCGUAUCUAUUUGACCACGCCGUGCUUCUUGUCCGUAUCAAAAUAGUGAACAAGCGUGAAGAAUACCGAGUUUACAAGAAACCCAUUCCUCUUGAGCUUUUGGUGAUUGUGCAGAUGGAUGAAGUGAUUCCGCGGCUGGGGAUUUCCAAGCGACCGUCCUCCAGUCUUCUGUCCAACAAAGCUGCACCAAAUCCUCCUCCAGCCAAAGACGGCGGCUUGCCGAUUACAUUCAGACAUCUUGGCAAAGGAGGAUACGAACAGACCCUCUAUGCCACUUCUCCUACGCAGAGACGAAAGUUCAUGGAAAUGGUUGAAGAGCAACAACGGAAGCUGUGGGAACGAAACAGUAACUUUUACAACAAGACGGUUCUUUCGGAGAACUUCUUCUCUGCUGUCAACCGUGUCAAUUGUCUUGUCCCAGUUGAUGGAGGUAGGAAAUUGGUUUACGGCACGGACAGCGGCAUCUAUCUCUCUGAGCGAUGGCCAAAAGAGAAGACAGCCAAGCCACGUCGUGUUCUGGAGGCCAGUCAGGUCACCCAAAUCGACACCCUGGAAGAGUACCAAUUGCUCUUGGUAUUGGCCAAUAAAACAUUGACAUCUUACCCAAUGGAGGCCCUUGAGCUAGGAGAGAGUCAAAACGCCCUGGCUAAACGUCCAAAGAAAAUUCAAGGUCAUGCAAACUUCUUCAAGGCGGGUAUCGGUCUUGGGCGACAUCUCGUAUGCUCAGUAAAGACAUCAGCUUUGUCUAGUACUAUCAAGGUUUACGAGCCGAUGGAUAAUCUGGCUAAGGGAAAGAAGAAGUCCGCUGUCAGCAAGAUGUUCCAGAGUGGUCAAGACACUUUAAAACCAUUCAAAGAAUACUAUAUUCCAGCCGAAUCUUCAUCAAUCCACUUCUUGCGAUCAACAUUAUGUGUCGGCUGUGCUCGUGGCUUUGAGGUUGUCAGUCUGGAAACUACAGAGACUCAGUCUCUCUUGGACCAAGCUGAUACAUCUCUUGAUUUCGUCGCACGCAAGGAAAAUGUCAAACCCAUUCACAUUGAGCGGAUGAAUGGCGAAUUCCUUCUUAAUUAUAGCGAUUUCUCAUUCUUUGUUAACCGCAAUGGUUGGCGAGCUCGUCCUGACUGGAGGAUCUCAUGGGAGGGCAACCCGAAUGCUUUCGCACUGUCUUACCCGUACAUUUUGGCAUUUGAGCCUAACUUUGUUGAGAUUCGACACGUUGAAACAAGUGAACUGACUCACAUUAUGACUGGAAGAAAUAUCCGCAUGCUGCAUUCUUCUACUCGAGAGAUUAUCUACGCUUACGAGGACGAGAAGGGUGAGGAUGUGGUUGCAAGUUUGGACUUCUGGAGCAAGCCUCAGCAAUAG